Thyridium curvatum is the source of this 1695-nucleotide messenger RNA. RefSeq lists its product as uncharacterized. The record is from RefSeq and is a predicted model, not a curated record. Gene Ontology annotation, biological process: amino acid transmembrane transport. Gene Ontology annotation, cellular component: membrane. NCBI's taxonomy places the organism in Eukaryota, Fungi, Ascomycota, Sordariomycetes, Thyridiales, Thyridiaceae. The transcript is spliced from 8 exons. Bases 1 to 1695 code for a protein of 564 amino acids. Gene Ontology annotation, molecular function: amino acid transmembrane transporter activity.
AUGAGCCUCGAUAACGAAACCAAGGCGCUUGGCGCGCAUGCUAAGAGUUCCCCGGCCUACGAGCCGGGCGCCCCCGGUGACCAGGCAGCUGGUCACCAGAUCAGUGUCGACUUGGAACACGGCCAGCUUCAUCGGAAUCUGAAGGGUAGACACAUGCAAAUGAUUGCCAUUGGUGGUGCCAUUGGCGCGGGUCUCUUCGUUGGUUCUGGCGGUGCUUUUCAGACCGGCGGGCCUGCCUCCGUGUUUCUUGGUUUCUUGAUUAUUGGUAUCAUGGUGUACCUCAUGAUGCAAGCAGUUGCAGAGCUUUCCGUCGUAUAUCCGAUCAAUGGCGCCUUCACCAUAUACAUCUGUCGCUUCGUCGAUCCCUCCUUUGGGUGGGCGUGUAGCCUCGAGUACGCCAUCAGCUGGCUGACCGUCCUGCCCUUCGAGAUAUCAGCUGCUUGCAACAUCAUCCACUACUGGCCAGGAUCGGAGGGCAUCACCAACGCCGCGUGGAUCGUCCCGCUACUUGUCGCCUUGGUCGUCGAGUUUGCUCUCAGCCUGCUGAAAGUCACCGCCUGUGUGGGCUUCAUCAUCCUGGGCAUCAUCAUCAACUGUGGCGGCGUCCCGACGGAUCCCAGAGGCUACAUUGGUGGGAAAUACUGGAACGAUCCCUAUAGCGCAUUCCUCAACGGCUUCCACGGCUUCUGCAGCGUCUUCGUCACCGCGGCCUUCGCCUACACCGGCACAGAGCUGACCGGGCUGGCUGCUGCCGAGACGGACAACCCCAAGAAGGAGAUCCCGAGGGCGUCGAACCAGGUCGCGUGGCGCAUCGGCAUCUUUUACGUCGUCAACCUGCUCCUCGUCGGUCUGAUCGUGCCCGAGGACAGCCCCUUGUACUCGGGCGAAGGUUCUUCCUCGCGCCACUCUCCCUUUGUUAUCGCCAUCCAGCUUGCGGGCAUCAAGGUUCUGCCGUCCAUCUUCAACGCCAUCAUUCUCAUCGCCGUCAUGAGCGUAGCCAACUCGUGCACCUUUGGUUCGACUCGCACACUCCAGGCUCUGGCUGCAAAUGGCAUGGCCCCAAAGUUCAUGGCCUACGUCGAUAAGAAGGGCCGUCCUGUGCCUGUGGUCAUCAUUCAGCUCCUCUUUGGGCUGCUGGCAUUCAUCAAUUUGGCAAAGAAUGGUGGAGACAUUUUCACUUGGCUCCUAUCAUUGUCCGGUCUGGCCAUUCUCUUCAUCUACGCCGGUAUCGCCCUGGCUCACAUCCGCUUCCGCGCAGCCUGGCUUGCCAACGGCCAUUCUUUGAGCGAGCUACCCUAUCAGGCUUCAUGUGGUGUCUGGGGCUCGUGGCUGUGCUUCCUGAUCUGCGUUCUCGCCCUCAUCGCUCAGUUUUACGUCGCUCUGUAUCCAAUUGGCGGCCCAAACCUGGAUCCUACCACCUUCUUCCAGCUCUACCUCGCAGGUCCUCUCCUGAUCUUCCUGUACUUGGUGUGGAAGGGCUACAGCUGGUUCGCUGUGCCCGAGCACCGCCCGCUGUUCAUCAGGACAAAGGAUAUUGACAUCUACUCGGGCAUGAGAGAGGAGCAGCGGGCCAUUAUCAGCGGCUCUGGUGUUCUCGGAGAGCAGACCCGCAGUAGCAUCGAUGCGAUGGAGGAGGAAAAGACGAAGAGAGGCGUUAAGGCUUACAUCAUCGGUGCUAUUCGAAACGUUAUCUAA